Messenger RNA from Stegastes partitus (bicolor damselfish), 7183 nucleotides. RefSeq names its product Rho guanine nucleotide exchange factor (GEF) 2a (gene arhgef2a). Lineage: Eukaryota; Metazoa; Chordata; Actinopteri; Pomacentridae. The record is from RefSeq and is a predicted model, not a curated record. Gene Ontology annotation, biological process: actin filament organization; positive regulation of neuron differentiation; cell morphogenesis. The transcript has 23 exons. Gene Ontology annotation, cellular component: cytoskeleton; ruffle membrane. Bases 160 to 2871 code for a protein of 903 amino acids. Gene Ontology annotation, molecular function: guanyl-nucleotide exchange factor activity; microtubule binding.
AAGCACAUUGCAGUUGGCCAGUAAGGAAAGGUUUUUAGUUUUUUUGUCUUUAAUAGGGAACUGACGGAUCUCCAGAGAAGCAUACUAACAGUGAUUUAUUGGAUAUUUCUUAUUCCGACCUGCUGACUGCCUUUUAAAUUUGUAGUGAGAACAUACGUAAUGUCAAGAGUUGCCAAUCUGUCGAAACUGCGGCAGGAGAGGAUGAGGGAGAUCAACCUACGGAAUAAAGAAAGAGAGCGCAUGAGGGAGCGAGAGAAAGCGGCGAGGGAGAGGGAGGCGCGUUACAGCAACGGCCACCUCUUCACCUCGCUGACCGUGUCGGGAACUACCCUGUGCUCAGCAUGCAACAAGAGCAUCACUGCAAAGGAGGCGCUCAGCUGCCCCACAUGCAAUGUGACUAUCCACAACCGAUGUCGAGACACUCUGCCCAACUGCGUCAAGAUGAAACAGAGGCAACAGAAGAUGACCCUGAUGAGGAAUAACGUGACGCUGCGCACCAAAACUCCAGGGAUGCGUGAACGUCCCACGUCGGCCAUCUACCCUUCAGAGAGCUUCCGACAGUCUCUGCUGGGUUCCCGCCGUGGCCUCUCCGGCCUGUCCCUGUCCAAGAGCGUCUCCACCAACAACAUCGCAGGGAAUCUGAAUGAUGAGUCUCCGUUGGGGCUGCGCAGGAUCCUGUCUCAGUCCACGGACUCCCUCAGCUUCAGGAACAGAGCGAUGUCAGUGGAGUCCCUCAACGAUGAUGGAGACAUGUACUACACUUCUGUGCUGGAGGAGAUGGAGCUGGAGGGCCAGGACUUCCAGGCCGACUCGUGGAGCAUGGCAGUGGACAGCAGCUAUUUGCAGGCACAUCGUAAAAAUGUCAUCAAGAGGCAGGAUGUCAUCUACGAGCUCAUCCAGACAGAACUCCACCACAUGCGAACGCUGCACAUCAUGGAGCGGGUGUUCCGACAGGGCAUGCUGGAGGAGUUGCAGCUGGAGCCCAGCACCGUGCACACCGUCUUCCCCUGCCUGGACCAGCUGAUCAGGAUACACUCCAACUUUCUUGCACAACUUCUGCUGCGGCGUCACAGCAGCCUGCAGCCUGGAUCCUGCCACAACUUCACCAUUCACCAGCUGGGGGACAUAUUACUGGAGCAGUUCUCAGGCCAGUGUGCAGACGACAUGCAGAAAACCUACGCUGAGUUCUGCAGCCGCCACCUGAAGGCCGUCAAACUGUACAAGGAGCUUCUGGCCAGAGACAAGAGGUUCCAGUUCUUCAUACGGCGGUUGAGUCGAGGACCCUUGCUACGUUGCCAUGGUGUUCCAGAGUGCAUCCUGUUGGUGACUCAGCGGAUCUCCAAGUACCCGGUUCUGAUUCAGCGCAUUCUGGACAACACCACCGACGAUGAUGAAGAAGCUUCCUCUCUGGCACAAGCUCUCCUGAUGGUCAGAGAACUUCUUAGUUCAAUAGACCAACAGAUGGAGGAACUGGAGAAGACACAGCGGCUGCAAGAGAUCCAGGCCAAGCUGGAUCCCCGGGCUGAGGCCAGAGUUAGGGACGGCGGACUCUUCAAGACCGGAGAGCUGCUCCGCCGCAAACUGGUCCACAACGGGACUCUGUUCUGGAAAACCCCAGGAUCCCGGCUCAAAGAUAUGCAGGUCCUAUUGAUGACAGACAUCCUGGUGUUUCUGCAGGAGAAAGACCAGAGAUACAUCUUUUCAUGCAUGGACAAGCCUCCAGUGCUGUCCCUUCAGAACCUGAUAGUGAGGGAUAUAGCCAAUCAGGAGCGAGGCAUGUUCCUCAUCAGCGAUUCCUCCCCUCCUGAGAUGUACGAGUUCCACGCUGCCAGCAAGGAGGAUAAGAACAUGUGGAUACGCCACAUCCAACACACCGUCAGCAAGUGUCCAUCAAGAGAGGAGUUCCCGCUCAUAGAGACCGAACACAAGGCCCAUCUCAGGAGACUCAAAGCUGACCUCCAGCAGAAGGACCAGGAGAUGCUGGAGCUCCUGCAGGAGAGGGUGACGUUAUUCUGUGAGCUGGCGGAGGUGACCAGCGGUCAGGAGGGCCUCCAGCCUCUCACCACCCGCUACUUGUUCAGGGCCGACACACCACAAGCUCCCCGGGCAGAAAAACUCCUGCUAGACGCUACAGCUGAAGUGGACAGGUUAAGCGACCUUCUCCUGGGCUCCAGCAUGAACAUCCCCAUCUUGUGCCAUCACAACCACAUGGAGGUGUUAGAAUCCAGUGACCAAGAUCUGCUGGUCAAUGGAAUUCACCAUUUCUUGACAACGAAGGACUGCAUGAGGAGCCAAGACAAGCCGUCACACAUGGAGAUCUGUCAGAGGCUGGUGAAUCUCAGCAUUUAUCUUCACGCACUUCAGGCUGCAGUUAUCAAACAAGACUCGAUCUUGGAGCUGCUGCUUCAGCCACAAGACACUGUGACACCAGCUCCAGCUGGAGUAUGGCGCCCUCUGGGGCGAGACGGGGGACAUCGGGAGUGCAGCGCAGGGUCGACCAUCGGAGAGCUGGCUCUGUUACAGAGGCAGCACAGCCUACUGCAGGAGGAGCUGCUCAGGCUGCGGGAUGCCGAGAGCCGCUUCAAGGACAGCGAGAGGGCCCGGGCCAAGCUGGAGAGGCAGGUCCGAAACAUGAAGGUCUGCAGCGGUGUCACGCCUGCUUCCCUCCAGCAGGGGGAGCCAGCUUCGCAACCUUUAUCGUUGAUGCCAGGACGGGUGGUUUCCUCCCCACAAGCCAAUCAGGAACCUGUCCACCAAUCAGAUCGCUUCCAGGAAGGCAGUGACUUGGAGGUAGACGUGACGUCAGAUGAUGAUGACGGGACCACAUCAGAAGGCUCCAAAGAUCUUCAAGACAUUCCAGAGGAGAUCUAACCCUCGGCAUAUUUCACAGAGCUACACAUGAUUAUGAUCUAUUCCAAUGAAAAUACGUUCUUGUUCUUGUGUUUUCUAGCUUAGAGACCAACAAUACACACGUUAAAGUUCAGUUUUACUAUUUAUUCCGCUGUUUUGCUGUUGAGUAGAUGACUUGUGACAGUGGCUUGUUUAAUUUUUCAGUUCUGCUUUGGGUUGUUAUGAUUUCCAUGAUCACUUGACCAAAGGGGAUCACUCUGUCACAGAAACAGUCAGAAGCAUCAAGGCCUCGUCACGACAGCAGCCAACACAGUGUUAAUGAAAAGAGGAACCGUAUCCACAGGAUCUCGUACUCUGUUUACAAUGCUAAAAAUAGAAAUUCACACCAUUAAUAAACAAAUAGAGAUCAUCACUCAAAAAACCUUCUGCAGAAAACAACUCCAGAACCUGCUGAGGCCUGCAGCAGCAGUACAGCAUCUCCUGAUAACAAUAAGCAAGAAAUAUAAAGAACAUAAGCAAUUGGAUAACCUCAUAAACAGCUACAGACUCUUCCCACUCUUCUGUGAUUUUUGCUUUUAGCUCUUUACCGGUAGUAGCUGAUGGCAUCUCCUGGGGUCUGCAGGCCCCUUAUAGGCACUUGGACCAUCUGCUGUUGGCACCGACCACCACAAGACUAAAUUCACUGUUGUUCUUCUUACUAGAGGAGCUCGGUGACUCUCCGUGCUCUGGAGGGUUCCACAGGGUUCCACCAGGUUUGCCUCAGCAUUAAAUCUGCCUCUGCAUAAUCCAUUCUGCAUUAGACACAAGGCAGACAUGCUGGGAAAAGAUGCACACAGAGAGGAACCAAGACAACCUGGAAUCAGGGAAAGAAACUUGAUCAUCUGAAGAGACUGUUUGAUGACAGAAAAUCAGCUGAGGUCUGUGCUACCAAACAGGGCUUGAGGUUAGCUUUAGGAUUCUACUCAGGUUUUCAGGACUAUGAUGGUGGUUCACAUCUUAGCAUUAUAGCGUUUGCUGAAUGCCAAAGCAGGUCCGGUUCCAGACAACAGUUCAACGUGUGUUAAACACCAGCGUCUGACCAAUCAGCUCUCUUGGAAAUGGCAUCACCGUUCCUGGAAGAUCUCAUGGAGCUCAACAGAUAGUGAGAGGGGAAGAUAACAAGGUUGUAGCUGGAAGAGAGUCUUAGAGCCCAGAAGAAUUCACUGGAUAAAAUACACAGCUGUGAUCACAGUCAGAUGUACAUGUGUUCUAAUGAUUUGGUCGUGUCACUGAUUAGCCUGUUAACUUACGGCCUACUUACUGACAGCAGUCUCUCCUGCUGUUGCUGCUGCAGCUGUGUUACUUUAAGUCUUUAUUAUGUGUACAUUUAUGAUAUAUUAUGGUUUGCCCUUCAUUGGUGAAAUAUGCCACUCUGGUGGUAGAAAUUUUUCCUUUCUCUGCCUCUUUCAUAUGAACACGCCCAUGGCAGAUGCACAGACCAUGGAGUUGACUUCCUGAGUUGAUCGUCUUCUUGACAAGCAAUCUUCUAAAUGAAAAACUUCUCAUUGUGUUCCAUUCUCUGAUGUCAGUGCCUUUCCAAACUGUUAGAAGUUACUCUUACAAGACUGAUUCAGUUUUAUCUCUGACACCAUGAUGGUUAAGGUGUGGUUUGGUAGGAAAAGUACUUCUUUAGGGGUGAGAGAGAUAGCGGUAAAAUGUCUGUGGGGGUUAAAUCAGCCUCAUCUGUAACUCGAAAAAUACGAUCCAGAAACACAUGCUAAGGGAGUCACAUCUGUAAGUCUGGUUUUUAACUUGUUAUGCAGCUUAUGACAGAAAUAUAGUUAUGAAUUUCUACCCAUUUGUGUGCACUCUUUUGGGCUUCUUCUAUUUCAGACAAAAUCCCCUCAAAACUCCAUUAAGUCACGUCUAAAUGAGGAGUGAUUUAUACAUGUAUCUAUAAAUCCAUAUUUGUAAAUCUAAUUUGUAACUGGCAUCAACUUUUUAUUCAAAAUAUGUUUGCUUCAGAAGACUGAGUGGCUGCCUGCAGGUGGAGAUAACGCAGCAUUUUCAGGUGGAAGCAAUUUAAGGUGAGCUGCUACAGAACAAAGUCAGACAGUUGUUUGGCUUGUAGCUCGUCGGCUAGUUAACCUCUAAACGUCUUUCUCAUCCCUCAUCAUUUAGACUACAGGACAUUUUAGACAUCAUGUGCUUCCUAAAUGAGUGGAUUUAGAGUUUAGAAAGAAUGCAUGCAUAACGGUAGACAUUAACAAAUCUGUUUCCACUGAAAAAAAUGUUAAACUGAUGUAUGAAUGAUGAUGUACUAGUUAGAAACCAGACUUACCGGUGAUGAUGAUUCGCCAGUUGUUUGUGGAUAUAUCUUAUAAGUUAUAAACUAGAGGCACAGAGAGACACAUUUAACAUGGACACAACAUCUUAACAGAUGACAAGUAAUCGUCUUUCCAAAAUGAAGAUGACCAGAAUCAAUACAAUCCUGGUGAAUAAUCAAAGUGAAUGGUUUCUCUGUUGAUGGCACUGAUAGUUGGCACUACUUUAAACUAGACGAGUGGCCAACCAGGGGCUCUUUGCAUCUUUAGGAUGUGAUGUGUUUGUAUUGGGAGACACGACCGCCUCAUAACGGUGGAUCCUCAGAAAACUGUGCAUGCUCCUUCUGUGUUACUUUUAGAUCAAGUGUGCAAGUUCCUGCAUUUCUCUGAACAACUGCUGCUGCUGAUGGUUUUGACAGAGUUCACGAUUCCACCGACAGAGAAACGUAAUGAUGCUGCUUUCUGUGACAGUUGAUGUCUGAUACAACAGCAGACUUGAAGGGCUUUUACAUCUUUGGUUAGGAAAUGUUCAGUAUUCUGUUUAGCUUAUUGCUUUGCACGUUUUUACAGGCGUCUUAUCUGACUCCAGGAUCUGUGAGCUGUGGUGGUGCUGAGGUUCUAAACACGGUGACAUCAGGAAACAAAACAAAGUAAAUACAAAAGCUUUUAGAAACAGAACGUAGUGUUUUCUGAAAGGUUGUUGUGUUUUGCAUCUCAGGGGCACUACAGUCAAUCUACCCUUCAGCUUGUACCUUUAUUCUGUUUUGAUUUACUUUUUGUAUGUAAGGGCUGAGUGACUGUAGUCCGAUACUCUAUCUAUAUCUAUAUAUUGAUCAGCCACAACAACAAAACCACUGACAAGGAACCACAUAACAGUGGUCAUCUUGUUUUGAUGCUAUGAUCGCCUGUGGAACCUUUGUUUGUGGCACAUACCACCCCCCAAAACCUUUGUCCUCGACUGAGAUUCUCCAUGGCGCUCCCUGAUGCCAGUAACCUCCCCAACAGCACAAUGCACUUCGUUGCCAGAACUGCUCAGGAACGGCUCAAGGGCUUUGACAAGAACUCCGAGGCAACGUCCCGGCCGCCAGAUUCCCAAGAUCCCAACCCCAUGUAGCCCCAUGAACUCCCCACCCUACAACCUGAACACUAUGAAGCAGGUGGUUUUAAUGUUGUGGCUGCUCAUCUAUACUGCACAAUGUCCAUUAUUUACCAAACUUAUAGUUGUCUGCCAAAUCAGUUGUACAUUUCCUUUAAGAUAUAUAGAUGUAUGCAAACGACUGCAUUCCCACCCCACAGAUUAAUUAUAGAUGUAGUUUAUUUUUUGAAGAGAAAAUUACAUAAAACAAACCCUGCAACAAACAAACAUUAACAUGUACAAAACUACGGUCACCCGACUGGGUCACAACUUACUGACCCUCUUUUUGCAAACAGUUAAGAGUCUUCUUGCUCUUCAUUCUUCUCUUCAUCUAAAAGUUUUGCACAUUGUGUUCUCCUCCUCCCUGGGUACAUAAAACAACUAACAGCUCAUUCACAUUUAACUAACGGCUUGUUUUUACCGUCUGUUUGUUGCAGAGGUUGCAUUUACUUGUUUUUGCUUCAAAAAUCUAACGUUAGGUUCCAGGUUUGGGAGCAAACCUUUGCAUGCAAGCACAACUUUUCAAUAUGUUUUGAAUGUAAAUAUUCUGAAAAGCAGUUUUAACUCGCUAUGAAUAGGUGACUGAGUUAUGCAAGAGUUUCUGUGGUCGCAAAGGGACUGUGACCUCCACAGGAACUCUCAUAUUAUAAUGUUUCAACCAAUAUGAAUGUAUUUUACUCUAUUAUCUUUGUGACACGUCGAUGAACACUGAUAACAGUUAUUGUCAGCUUUACAGGCAGGGCUAGUAACAUAUUCAAGUACAGUGUUUGCUUGUCAGAGUGUAAGGCUAAACACAGUGGAUGCCGGAAACUAAGAAUGUACUUACUUUUGCACACCCUUUGUUAUUUAUGUGACUGUAUUACUACAUAAAAACAUUAAAAAAUAUCAUACAGAA